This is a messenger RNA of Calliphora vicina (urban bluebottle blowfly), 2885 nucleotides long. RefSeq names its product ATP-binding cassette sub-family F member 3. The transcript has 8 exons. Bases 382 to 2505 code for a protein of 707 amino acids. The record is from RefSeq and is a predicted model, not a curated record. Gene Ontology annotation, molecular function: ATP binding; ATP hydrolysis activity. Lineage: Eukaryota; Metazoa; Arthropoda; Insecta; Diptera; Calliphoridae.
UUCCUUCAAUUUGACAGUUCACGUAUUGCUGCCUGGUUGUAUGAAUGUGUGGUUCUUGUUGGAUUAAUUUUUUGUGUGAUAGAAAUUUUGUGAAAAAAAGUUAAUACACAACUUUUUCCAAGAUAUAGAUUUAAUAAAAUACUUUACGAACUCUAAAUAACCACGAAAUUGCUUAAAAUCAAACAAAAAGGAAUAAAUCCAUACAAGAUUUCAGAGACACACACGUCAUCUACCGAAAGCAACUGGUGAGAGUGGAAGUAGUUCUGUACACAUUGUGAAAAUUGAAAACACUACUGAAGGCCAGGUCAAUUGCCAACUGAUUGAAAAGAAGCACAUUGUUGCAAAAAAAAAAAUAAAUAAUCAAAAUUAUAAUCAUACACAAUGAGCCAAUUAACAGAGUUAUUGAGGAAGGAAUUUCCGGCCAUGGACAAUGAGCUGAAGGAAUAUGUCGAAGGUGUACUUGCCGGCAGUUUAGAUGAUUUUGAGACGUGCGAUGACAUCUACGAAGCCGUGGGCGAUAUUUUGCAAAGUAUCAGCGUGGAAAAGACCGAAGACAAUAUUCGUGAAUUAUGCACACAAUUCUUUAACAUCAUCAAAGUUGACAGCAAAGCUGUGGAGCACAAAGUAUUAAAUGCUCCCGUCAACAUUGCCGACAUGGCAAAAGAUAUGGACGCGGUUGAUAAAGAUAUGCAAAGUAUAUGGUUGGUAAAUAAGGAUAACUCCAAUAAAGUUGACACUAAAAAGUUGGUAAAGGCCGAGGCUAAAUUGCAACAGAAGCAAGAAAAACGUCAAGAUGCUGUCAAGGCUCCGGCAGCACCAGUCAAAUUGCAACAAGCAACUGCUUCUCAGGUGACAAAUAAAAAAGCUACAAAAAUGGAUGCCAAGGGUACAAAUCGUUCAAUGGAUAUUAAAAUUGAAAAUUUCGAUUUGGCUUUCGGGGACAAAGUCCUAUUACAAAAUGCCAAUAUUCUAUUGUCCUUUGGCCGCCGUUAUGGUCUAGUGGGUCGCAAUGGUUUAGGUAAGACUACUCUACUACGUAUGAUAUCUGAACGUCAACUUCAAAUACCGUCACAUAUCACUGUCUUGCACGUGGAACAAGAGGUGGUUGGCAAUGAUACUCCAGCCGUUGACAGUGUACUUGAAUGUGACUUUGAACGCACUCGUCUUCUGACUCGUGAAAAAGAAAUCAUGUCUCUAUUAAAUAGCGGCACACAAGAUACAGCUCUAAAUACUGAACUAAGUGAAAUCUAUACUCAGCUACAAAAUAUUGAAGCCGAUAAAGCGAUAGCAAGAGCUUCGGUUAUAUUGAAAGGUUUGGGUUUCGAUACCGAUAUGCAGGCGAGACCGACUAAAUCAUUUUCUGGUGGCUGGCGUAUGCGUUUGGCUUUGGCACGUGCUCUCUUCUCAAAGCCCGAUUUGUUGUUACUUGAUGAACCUACUAACAUGUUGGAUAUUAAAGCUAUAAUAUGGUUAGAAAACUAUUUGCAAACCUGGCCCACCACUGUUUUGGUAGUAUCUCACGAUCGUAAUUUCUUGGAUACCGUGCCAACAGAUAUAAUACAUUUACAUUCCCAGCAAUUAGAGGCUUACAAGGGCAACUAUGAACAAUUUGAAAAGACUAAAAAUGAAAAACUUAAAGCUCAACGCCGCGAAUAUGAGGCCCAAAUGGCUCAUCGUUCUCAUGUUCAAGAAUUUAUUGAUCGUUUCCGAUUUAAUGCCAAUCGUGCAGCUUCAGUGCAAUCGAAAAUAAAAAUGUUGGAAAAACUGCCUGAGUUGAAACCAGUUGAAAAGGAAGUAGAAGCCAAACUUAAAUUCCCUGACGUAGAACCACUAAACCCGCCGGUUUUGGCUAUAUCAGAUAUUGAAUUUAAAUACAAUUCAAAUGAUGUCACGCCUAUAUUCAAAAAUGUCAGUCUAUCGGCGACUUCAGAUUCCCGUAUAUGUAUUGUGGGUGAAAAUGGCGCCGGUAAAUCUACAUUGCUGAAAAUUAUUGUUGGUCAAUUGACAACACCUUUGGGCAAUAUUGUGCUGCAUCGCAGCUUGCGCAUUGGUUAUUUCGCCCAGCAUCAUGUGGAUCAUUUAAAUAUGAAUUUAACCUGUGUGGGUGUUUUAGCAGAAAACUUUCCGGGCCGACCAGAUGAGGAAUAUCGUCGUCAAUUGGGUAGUUUUGGUAUAUCGGGUACAUUAGCUUUACAAAGUUUGGCUAGUUUAUCAGGAGGUCAAAAAUCUCGAGUAGCUUUAGCUAAAAUGUGCAUGGCUGAACCCAAUUUCCUGGUACUUGAUGAACCUACAAAUCAUUUAGAUAUAGAAACUAUUGAUGCAUUAGGCAGAGCCAUCAAUGCAUUUAAGGGUGGUUGCAUUUUAGUUUCUCACGACGAACGUUUAAUCAAAGUCGUUUGCAAAGAAUUAUGGGUUUGUGGCAAUCGUAAUGUACGUGCUAUUGAAGGUGGUUUAGACGAAUACAAAAAUGAAGUCUACAGAGAAAUUGAAGCCAAUAAUAGUUAAUUUACUUAAUUGUGAUUUUGUUUUUUUUUUUUAUAAAUACAUACAUACAUAUUUACAUAUUUAAAAACUCAACUAAACACGUAAAAAUAGAUACAAAAUACAUACAUAAAUAUAAAGAAAAUGCAUCAUCCUAUUUAAAUAUUAUGUUUUCUCAACACUCUCGAGGAUAUUUAUACAUACAUUUGCUUAUAAAAUGGCCUCCCAAAUACAUAGAAAGAAUUUAUAAUAAAAAGAUAAAAUAAAAGUUGUCAGUUGCUCUAUUGCAACUUAAAUAUUUAUAAAUGACAUGUAUUUAUAAAAUAUUUUUAAUAAAAAACAAACAAAAAAAUAAAAUGAUUAUUAAACAAUCGAAAAUACAUAUAUACAUAUUUAGAACAAAA